This is a messenger RNA of Aegilops tauschii subsp. strangulata, 579 nucleotides long. NCBI's taxonomy places the organism in Eukaryota, Viridiplantae, Streptophyta, Magnoliopsida, Poales, Poaceae. The record is from RefSeq and is a predicted model, not a curated record.
AUGGCCAACGGGGCGGCUGGGCGACGGCGGCAAGGCGCCGGCCAGGUGAGGCGUGCGGUGGCGUGCGCAAGCUGCAGCGGUGGAGGUGGUGGCGGGGUCGCGCGGUGCGUUGGGGCCGGCCAUGGCGCGGCCAGCAGGGGGGUCCGGGAGGCGCGGCAGUGGCGGCGAGGGACGAAGCAGGGGGCCAGGCAGUGGCGGAGUGGCGAGCGGGUGAGCGGACGCGCGAGCAACGGCGGGGGGGGGGUGGUGCGGCAGCGGUGGAGGCAGGACGACGGGCAGCGCGAAGGGGAACGGGCGCCGGGCGAACGGCCGCGGCCGUGCGUGCACGUGUGGGCGGGAGAGACGGGGCGCGGGGGCGCGGCCAUGGGCGUGUUCAGGGGCGCCGGGGCGAGGCGAGGAUGCGGUGAGCGCGGUCAGCGCGCGUACGAGGCGGUGGUCCGAGGCGUGCGCCGGCGCGGUGAGCACAUUCGGGGCCCGGUCGGCGAGUCUGCACGGCGACGGAGGGGAAGAGGAGGAGGGAAGGCGGAGGCCGAUGGCCUCACCGGCGUUGCAGGGGCACAAGGCGGCGAGGGUUGGUGA